Molecule: messenger RNA, 5310 nt
Organism: Coregonus clupeaformis (lake whitefish)
Lineage: Eukaryota; Metazoa; Chordata; Actinopteri; Salmoniformes; Salmonidae
Product: interferon-induced very large GTPase 1-like
Molecular function (GO): zinc ion binding; GTP binding; protein binding
Source: RefSeq, a predicted model, not a curated record
AUGAGGAGGGGUCUGGCCGUGGAGCCUGCUGCUGUCCGUGAGUACUGCCACAUCAAGAACGUGAACUACAUGCAAUGUGGGUUUGUAAUCCACCCUGACGCCCUUUGGCUGGGGUCUUCAUCUGACGGGCUGGUCUACGACCCCAUUGAGAGCCCACCAUUUGGCCGACUGGAUCAAGUGACCAAACUGCAAGAGUUAUGUUUACUGCCUCUACCUGACGCUCCAGUGUGGCAAUCUGGAGCUAAAGCCACAGCACUUCUACUACUGGCAGGGACAGAACCCCACAUCACUACCACAUCUUCACACAGCAUCAGUCUUUCUGACCUGCAAGGUGGUAGUCAGUACUCUGUCACUGUCUGCACUGUGCUGGAAAAUGGAAAGGAAAGUAAACUGGUGUCAACAACCCUCACCACAAAAACCUGUCUCAUGGAGCUGUUGUCAAAGACUGGACUAGAAGAUCAUUAUGAAAACAAACUGACGUUAAGGACUGUCCUUGAGAUAAAUGCUACUACUACAUCAGAUGAACCUCUUAACACUAUGAAGUCACUUCCAGGGGCCUUCCUUAAGAAAUUAAUGAUGGUAAAUGUGAAUGUUAGGAGUGUCAAAUGUAUGUCCACUGUCCAGGAAGUCAUUAAUCCACUGGACCUGAUUACUGCCCUGUUUCUGUGUUCAGAUAGUUUCUUGCAGCAGGAUAUUGCCCUGAAAAUGUCCAUGUGUCAGUUUGCUGUUCCUCUCCUGCUGCCAAACUGUGACACAGAACAAAGCACGUUGAUGCUGUGGGCCUUGAGGGACAUAGUGAAAAAGUUUAGAUCCUCUUCCCAAACGGCCACAAAGUCCUUCAUAGAGGAGAGAAUAGUUCUCUCUGAUAUCCCAAUGGUGUCCUUUGUUAGGCUUGGAGUGAGCAGCUUGUCCAAGUCUAAUAUGUUGAACAAACUGCUAAGUAAUCCUGACACAUUUGUCCAUCAUGAUAUGGAAUUUGGCGAUGUCCCUCGCAGAAUCUCAGAUGGUCUGGUUGAAAUCAGCUGGUACUUUCCAUGUGGGAACAGAAACAUAGACAUGUUCACUAAGCCUGUGGCUUUUGCUAAUCUCAGAGGAGACAUCAGGUCCUUUAAGACACAGUUUUCCUUUCUGUGUCAAACAUCAGCAGCAAUUUACAUGUUUAGUGAUGAAUUAGAGGCAGGUUCUGAGGUUCUGAAAGACAUAAACACAGAGUUAUUUCUGGUUGUUAACUCUCAGAGAAAAACAUUCACAGGAGACAAAGUAACACAUGUAAUAGAAAAGAAGGGACGGAAUGAAGCAGCAUUUGUCAAAACCCUGCAGUCAUCUGUGGGUGACAUCAUUGAAAUAUGGCAAAACCAAUUGACAAUUGAAAAAAUGUCUGGUAUUGCUCGUCAGAGUGGGAUUUUGGUUGAUGAAGACCGUAAAGAGUGUCAGAGUGCCAGGAAGAUGGCAGAUAAAAUCACCAGCAACAUAAAAGACACAGUACAAUUCAAAGACAAGCAACUACCCUUACAAGGGCAAGCCUGGAAAGAGCUUUCCCAGUUGGAGAAGGAGAGAUGUAGACUGAGAAAUGCAGGCAAACAAGAAAUUGAACACUACAAGAGCUCUCUGAAGAAAAGGAAAAUAGAACUGAGAGAGAAGCAACAAAGCUUUCAUAUGACAGAUGCAAUGACACAUUUCAUAAUCGGCAUGUCAAGUUCAGAAGUGGAGCGACUCUAUUUCCUCAAAUGGAUGCGGAUAUAUUUGGACAAUCUGUCACGGCAGAAUCUGUCUGGUUUACGAGAAAAGUAUAAAAUGCUUCAGGGAAAAGAAUCUGCAGAUAAAAAAGACAUUGCAGAUUUGGAUAGGCAAAUAUCUGACUGUUCCCUGGGACUUGAACACUUUCUUCGUGAGUUGGGCCAGCUGUAUGAAGCCUCCUGCUCCCUCCCUGAAGACAGCCCUAAAAGGAGACAGAUGGAGCAUCUCCCUGGAUUGUGUGCUCAGAUGCUGUUGGAUGGUUUCCCCAUUGAGCUUGUGGAUGGAGAUGCAUCAAAUAUCCCUCUGAAAUGGAUAUCAGCUGUACUGACUCAGCUUCAUACUCUUGUGGACUCUAACAGCAAGAUCCUGGUUGUCUCAGUUUUAGGGGUCCAAGGCACUGGGAAGUCCACUCUCCUCAACACCAUGUUUGGGGUCCAGUUUGCUGUCAGCAGUGGAAGAUGCACCAGAGGGGCUUUCAUGCUACUGAUUAAAGUCAACAAAGAACUCAAGGAGGAGCUGAAAUAUGACUUCAUCAUGAUCAUUGACACAGAGGGGUUGAAAUCACCAGAGCUGGCUCAACUAGAUGAUAGCUAUGAACAUGACAAUGAACUGGCCACACUGGUGAUAGGACUCAGUGAUGUUACGAUUAUCAAUAUUGCCAUGGAGAAUGCCACAGAGAUGAAAGACAUUUUACAGAUUGUUGUUCAUGCUUUUAUCAGGAUGAAGGAAGUGGGGAAGAAGCCAGUAUAUCAUUUCCUGCACCAGAAUGUGUCAGACAUGUCUGCUCAUGACAACAACAUGAGGGACAGGAAGAAGUUGUUGGAACAGUUGAAUGAAAUGACCCAGGCAGCAGCCAGAAUGGAGAAGAAGGAGAAUAUCACCAAGUUCACUGAUGUGAUGGAGUAUGAUCCAGACACAAGCAACUGCUACAUCCCAGGACUCUGGCAUGGGACUCCCCCUAUGGCUCCAGUCAAUGCAGGCUACAGUGAAGCUGUGUAUGAUUUCAAAAAGAGCUUGAUGCAAGAUUUAAGACAAUGUCAGAGUAAUGAUGACAUGACACAUUUCCUGAAGUGGAUACAAAGCUUGUGGGAGUCUGUGAAAUAUGAGAAAUUCAUCUUCAGUUUCAGAAACAGCUUGGUUGCAGAUGCAUUCCAGAUUAUGCUCGAGUACAAUGGUUGGGAAUGGGCCUUCCAGAGGGAGAUGUAUACAUGGAUGGUGGGUGCUGAAACUAAAAUGUCAAAUUUCUGCAUAACAGAUCAAAAUGACCAAAUGAGCAUAAGAGAUGUGCUGACGAACCAGAUGACGGAAGCAUCAAAGAAGCUGGCAUUAGAAGAAAAAGAAAUUCAACACAAUCUUGUGAAAUACUUUGAAAAGCAAGAUGGCCAUGUCAAUCUGGUGGAAAAUUACAGGGAAGGCUUUGUGGCCAGUGCCAAAACACUGAGACGAGAGACAGAAAACACAGUUAGUAAAACUCUACAUGAUGCUGUUGAGAUCAAAGAGGGAAUGGCCAAACUGGAUGAAAUCAAGAGUUCACAGUGUCAGGACUUUGUAACCCAGAAGGUGGAAAACAAAACAGAUUACUAUGAUACUUACAUCAAAGAGCUGCUGAACAAGAUUGAUGAAACAUUGCAACAACACGAGAAUGUUAAAGUCAGUGAGGAAUGUGAUGUUUCUCUGAAGCUACACAUCUGUGGCAGAGCAGCCAGAGAGUUCCAGAAGAUGCAUGAUGAUUUCAUUGAAGUCAAUGACCCAAGGAAGUGUCUAGAGCUGUCCAAGUACAUCUACCAAGCUGACUUCAUACUUUUGUUCCAUGACCGAGACCAGUGCCAAAAGAAAGCUGAGGAUUUCACAAAGCUGUGUAUACAGCCAGCUGUAAAGGAAUAUGUGACCAAAUUUCUUGGUCCUGAUGUGGUUGAUUACAUGAAGACCGGUAAAGGGUCAGAGGAUUACAGCACACGGACGGCCUUCCAGUUCUCCAUUUUGAAACAACUCCUGACAGAUGGAAAAUAUGAGAAAUAUAAAGGGUACAUACGCAAUUAUGAAAGCUUUGUGAAGGACUGGCUGUUUGACCAGAUUGUCCAACAACUCUCAAAGGAAAGCAGACGAGAGAAAUUGGAGAAGAAACAUCUUCGAGAGAUAGUCAAGAUAAUCACUGAAGCAAUUUCAAACCUCAGAUAUACAACUCACACUGUAACUGACAUGAAGACGUUCAUUCAGAACAUAUGCCGUGCCCUUAGAGAGAAGCUUGUCUUUCCAAAGGAUGCUCUGAAUUCCAUCAUGACACUGAACUACUCUGCUAACACAGCACAGUUUGCUGACUACCUCACCAUUUCUGUGGGAGAAAUGGAACAGUCACUGGCAGCUGAGUACGACAAGGGAGGAGACAUCAAAGAGAGACUCAGAUCUCUGCCAUUCAAGCCUCAGGACAAGAUCAGCCAAAGCUUCUUUGUGCAGGAGACAGCUGCAGGACGGCAAUAUCACCCCUAUAAGGACUACCAGACAUAUUACCCUGACUGGAACAUAGAUGGAGAUAGCAGCAUGGAGGCUGCAGACUACUGGAAAUUGAUAUGGGACCAGACCAGUCCUCUUCAGGAUUGUGAAACCACCUCUCUGAGAGUUAUAAUGAGUUAUCAUCAGGGGGCUGAGGGUGGAGCCAUCCUUAAAGAAAGACAGAAGGAUGGGUCACCAAACAAGGAUCUUGAUGAGACCAUGGACCCUGAUAUGAAGAGGCCAGGAGAGGUACCCUGUGAUGUCUGUGAUGAGGUCAAAGCUGUGAAGUUCUGUCUGACCUGCACUCAGUCCUACUGUGAGACCCAUGUUAGGAAGCACUACACAGUACCUAAACUACAGAGACACACCCUGGUGGAGGUGACUGGAGACCUGGAGGAGAGACUCUGUCAGGAGCACCACAGAGCUCUGGAGGUGUUCUGCAGGACAGACCAGAAGCUGAUCUGCAGUCUGUGUGCAACUUUUGAUGGAGAGCAACACCAAAGGCCAGAGUCAGUCGACGUGCUGCCCCCUCCUGGGAAGAUCCAGGUCCUGUUAGUGAGAUCAGACUCCGUGUCUCUGAGCUGGGGUUCUCCUGAGGGGCUGAAGGCACCACACAUGUUCAGAGUGACCUGGGGGUGUGACCUGGGGGUAACGGACUCAUCAAAAGUGAAAGGCGGGUAUCAUCUUAAAAUAAGUAGUCUCCAACCUGGUGAAAAGUACCAGUUCAGUGUGGCCACAGAGGGAGAAGAUGGCAGACAAAGCAGAUGUGUCUCAGCAUCCCUAUCCACAGUGGUUCCACCCAGAGACUUAAAGGUAGACCAUUUGGAAGAGUCCUCCUUCACUCUCCACUGGUCCAAGGCUGAAGGAAUGGAAAAAGUCCCACAACGCUUCCUCAUAUCCUACUGCAGCCCAGGAACAGACCUCCAUGCAGAGAAUACUAAAGACUGCCACAAAACAUUCUCAAACCUGCAGCCUGGUACUGAGUACACCAUCAGUGUCUCAACUGUGCUGACCAAUGGGGAACAGAGUGAACCUGUCUCUACAACUAUCUGCACUACUUAUUUCUUCCCAUAUUAUAAGUGA